UUUCUAUUGUGUGAUCAUCGCAUCGUUACGUAUUUCGAAACGAAACUGCACUGUACAAAAGUGAUCAUGAUUGAGAGAGAUUAAUCGAGUACUUAGUUUGUUUAAUAAUAUCUUGUUAAUAAACGAAUCAUUAAUACAUAAUCAGAGUGUAUAGUUUUGUAAAAUAAAUAGCCUGUUAGAAGAAGGACUCGGAAUUUCUACAGCAGCUGAUGUGUAAAGAUGGCCAAGCUCAAUACAAACAAAUAGUGAUCAGUUAUGUGCUGAUUUCACAACUGACUGUGCACUAAGGGUAUUUUUAUAUUUAUAGACAAACGAUAAGGAUACUUACUUUUAUCAUACGUUGAAAGAUGGCUUAUGAUCCACGUAAUAUAAAAUAUCCAUCUGAUAUGCACAACCAUCAACAUAAUCAGCCUAAUAUCACUGGAUAUACAUACUCUGGGCAUCCGGUAACUCAUGUUCAACAAACGGAUGAAAAUAGAAAUGAGAAUAAUUGUGGAAAUAAGGAGACAUGCCCUCAGAUAUCUCAUCAAUCUUCGGGUACACAGACUAUUCAAAAAGUAGAUGCAGCAACUAUGACCGAUCCGUUACAAAUAGACUUUAGACUUACUUCAGAGUACUUAGCACGAUGUUCUAGUACAUUAGGUUUACCAUAUGUAACUAAGUAUGAAGAAAAUAGCAACAAUUCGACGCAUAAUUGCCAAGAAAUUAGACCAAAAAUUGAAUUUGAAGUUGAGCCACAACAUAUCAAUGGUAUGUUAAUAUAUCGUUGUCCAGAAUGUGCAUUCAGAUUUGAAGACAGAGAGGCGUUACACGAACAUCUGGAAGAUCACAGGCAACGACCUCACAUUUGUGAUAUUUGUGGCGCAAGUUUAAAACGCAAGGAACAUCUAGAUCGUCACAAACAAGGACACAAUAAAGAUAGGCCUUAUCAGUGUAAUAUGUGCUGCAAAGCAUUUAAACGCAAUGAACAUCUUGCACGUCACAUGAUUAUACACUCAGGUAGCAAAAAUCAAGUUUGUACAGAAUGUGGCAAAGCUUUUUAUAGAAAGGAUCACUUAAAAAAACAUUUGCAAAGUCAUAAUAGUAGCAGAAGCAAAAAUCUAAACAGUUCGCAGAAUAAUCAGAAUAGCCAUAAUAACGGCGAAGAAGGAUUAAGUAGUUUUGCAAUGAUGAUGAGGCAGACUGGGCCACCUCCAUUUUCUAUUUUGAGAACUUAAUACAUUUUUAUCUUAAUCUUAAAACAAAGUUGUUUUGUAAUUUAGGCAAUUUAAAUUUGAGAGAUUGAUACAGCGAGCUUUAUCAGAGACACUUUCAUGAAGUAACAGAAUAGUUGUUGAUGGUUCCAAAUUUUGCAGUUUCGAACCAAUUACAAUCGGAUUGAAUAACUACAAUUGUUCAAUUACAGCUAUAGUAGACUCUAGGUUACAAUUGCGGGAUUAUCCAAAAUUCCAAAGGCUCCGGUGUUCUUUCAUCUCCGACAUAUAUAUAUAUAUAUAUUAUAUAUAUAUGUAUUAGUCUGGAAAUGCUACUUAUAACGUAGCUGAAAAACAAACAGGCUCUAAAUUAAUUCUGCAAAUUUUAUAUUUCUCUUUUUAAUAUGCCUCUAAUAUGCACAAUAUUCUUAAAGUAAGAACGUACCUGUUAAGGGCAGUUUUUUGAGAUGUAAUAUAUAUAUUUAGAUACUUUAAAUAAUUUUAUUUAGGAAAGAUAUUUAUAUAAAUUAUUCAAGCUUUUAUAUAAAUUACAACUGGGUAUAAGCCCUAGUAUCGUUGAAUUUUUUUCUUUAAAUCUUACAUUUGAUAUGAUGUUCGAAAUGUAUGGAAAGAACAAGAAUAAUGCUAGCUUAGCAAUAAAAUUUUUAGUUUCAAAUUUAAUAAAAAAAUGUUAAUAUAUUAAUUAGAUGUAUCUUACUGUGUAUUCUAAAUUAAAGCAGCCUUUGUAAGACCAGCUUUUAAAUACUUUCAUCUUUAAGCAAAUAGAGAUGCAAAUACUCUAUAAUACCGUGCACAAACGAUUCUUGUUAUGCUCAAGAUACUGAAAGAAGAUGCGUAUUUGUUAUAUAUGAUGUGUAAAAGUGGAACGAAAAUACAUGAUUUUGUUUUCUGCUAAGAUAACGGUAUCAAUCAUCUUGGAUCAUGUGCCUAAAAGAAACAGCAUAAUAACACCUAUCUUUGCACGUAAUUAUGAAAAAGGAAUAUAAAAUCAACGUUAAGAAUAGUCUGUAAUCAAUGGAAUACAUUUUGUAGCCCUAACUGGAAAGGAACAUUGCACAAAGUACGGUUUUUAUCGAUAUUAAUUUCUCCGUUACUUUUUAUUUAUAUGCCUUUACCUUCUUUCAUGUUGUACAUUGUAAAUAUGUAGGAUUAAAGAAACUUUGAUCCAUGUUAGAGUAAGAGCAAUGUUCCUUAAUGUUUAAAGUUGAAACAGCGAUGAAUGUAAGGAUAUGUCAUGUUAAAUAAUUCAAUACUGCAGUUUACAUUGUGCGAGCGUGUCAGUAUGUUUGUACGUGUGCUAUAUAGAAAUAUAUAGAUACGCGUAUAAUAUGUAGUAAUAUGUAUUGUAUUAUAUUAAUAUGUUAUAUGUUAUACGCGUAUUUACACGUGAAAUGUUACGUCAAAUUACCCCUGUAAAUUAUGUAUUUAUAUUUAUUAAGAAGAACCGACCAUAUAUCGGCUUUACUAUAUAACGCUUCCAAAGUGUACAUAAUCGGACAUAUUACGUGAAAUAUGGUUAAAAAAAGAUCAACGUUUUGUUAUCGGUUGUAGUAGUUACAAUUAAACUAAUAAAUCAUUAUUACAUAAAAUUAUAAGUCGUUUUAAAUUAAAUCAUAUUUUAUAACCCAUUUGUGUGUGUGUGUGUUUGUUUGUUUGUUUGUUUUAGCAUCAGGAUAUGGAGAACGAAGGAAUUAUGAAUAAUAAAAAUUAGCAUAUUUUCUUAGAUGACUUUUCAUACAAUUUUUAUAUAUAUAUAUAUAGAUAUAUAUAUUAUAUAUAUAGGGUAUUACAUAAAGCAGCACUGGGAAAUGUCCGAAAAAACGUUCACAAACUUUAAACUUCUAUCCUCGCAACCUAAAUUCGUCUGUCUGUAUUUUUUUUUUUUUUUUUAUACCUACAUCUCCCUUUUAUACGUUUCGUCUUCUCAUCUA
Molecule: messenger RNA, 3145 nt
Organism: Bombus huntii
Lineage: Eukaryota; Metazoa; Arthropoda; Insecta; Hymenoptera; Apidae
Product: zinc finger protein 880-like
Exons: 3
Coding region: 348-1217 (289 amino acids)
Biological process (GO): regulation of transcription by RNA polymerase II
Molecular function (GO): DNA-binding transcription factor activity; RNA polymerase II cis-regulatory region sequence-specific DNA binding
Source: RefSeq, a predicted model, not a curated record